Messenger RNA from Fonsecaea nubica, 1689 nucleotides. RefSeq lists its product as hypothetical. The transcript has 2 exons. Lineage: Eukaryota; Fungi; Ascomycota; Eurotiomycetes; Chaetothyriales; Herpotrichiellaceae. Gene Ontology annotation, molecular function: fluconazole transmembrane transporter activity. The record is from RefSeq and is a predicted model, not a curated record. Bases 1 to 1689 code for a protein of 562 amino acids. Gene Ontology annotation, biological process: xenobiotic detoxification by transmembrane export across the plasma membrane.
AUGUCGUCCCUCAGAGACACCCCGGCGGGCCAGUUCCUGCGUCUGAUCGGGUUCAAGUCGUGGCUGUUCUAUCCCGAGGAAGUCACUGGGUUUGAACUACCCAGCCUGCCAUUCGUCUCUCAGGAAGUCCUCCCUCCUGUGGACGAAGAGGAUCACGACCACGAUGACGCCAGCGAAAAUGACGUGGAAAAGGACCUCGAAAAGAGCCUCCCGAGCGCCUCCUCACUCAGACUGGCCACUCCCCCGGACGAAGUCUCGAGCGCCAUGUCCCAGAAAGCCCUGACGGAGCCGAUCGUGGUGUCCUUUCCCGACGACGGCACGGACAACCCGCGGAAUUGGUCGGCGGCGAAGAAGACGUGGACUGUCACCCUGAUCAACGUCUACACCUUUGUCGUCUACUGCACUGCCUCGAUCAUCACCCCCACCGCGGGCUACAUUGUUGAGAGGUACAAUGUCUCGGUGGUUGUCGCCAGCCUUGGUCUGUCCAUGUAUGUCGUUGGCUACGGGACGGGUCCCAUGUUCUUCUCCCCACUGAGUGAAGUCGCCAGUAUCGGCCGGAACCCGCCGUACCUGUACUCGUUCAUCGCCUUCUUCCUGGUCUCCAUCGGUCUCGUCUUUGUGGACAAUUUCCCGGGCUUGAUCAUCCUGCGUUUCCUCCAGGGCUGGUUCGGCAGUCCGUGCCUCGCCAGCGGGGCGGCCUCGAUCGACGACGUCUACGACAUGUACAGUGCGCCGUACGGCUACAUCUGGUGGGUGGCGAGCAUGUACUGCGGGCCGGCGUUCGGGCCUUUACUGGCGGGCUACGCCGUGACAGAGAACUGGCGCUGGCCGCUGUACGAGGUGGUGAUGAUGGGCGGCGUGGUGCUGGUCUUCCUCCCCUUCCUGCCCGAGACAUCCCCUCAAACCAUCCUGCUCCGGCGGGCCCAACGCCUCCGCAAAGCCACCGGCAACAACAGCCACAGAGCGCCGUGCGAACUCACCCCGCUGGCUUUCACCAAGAUGCUGCACGAGGCACUCAACAAGCCGCUGGAAAUCACGGCCAAGGACCCCGCCAUCCUGUACGCCUGCGUCUACGGCUCCAUCGUCUACGCGACCUACUACUCGUUCUUCGAGGCCUUUCCGCUCAUCUACCUCGGCACGUACGGCAUGUCGCUGGGCGGGAUGGGUCUGGUCUUCACCUCCCUGACCGUCGGCUGCAUCUGCGGCCUCGCCUUGUACUACGUGUACAUCACGUACCACUUCAUCCCGCGGGCGCGGGCGCAGCACCGCGAAACAGGCCGCCCCGUCGCACAAGAGCAGUGGCUCCUGCCGGGCCUCUUUGGCGUCUGGGGCCCCCCCAUCGGCUUGUUACUCUUCGCGUGGACCGCCCGCGCGGACAUCCACUGGAUCGUGCCGACGCUGGGCAUCGCCAUCUUCGCCUUCUCGACCUUCUUCAUCUUCCAGGCCCUGAUCUGCUACGUCCCGCUGUCCUACCCGCGCCACGUCGCCAGCCUGUUCGCCGCAAACGACUGCGCCCGCUCGCUGCUGGCCGCCGCCUUCGUCCAGUUCUCGCGCCAGAUGUACUCGCGCCUCGGCAUCGAUCGGGGCGUCUCCCUCGUCGCGGGCCUGUCCGUCGUGGGCAUCUUUGGCAUGUACGGUCUGUACUUUUACGGCGCGAGGCUGCGGGCGCGGAGUAGGUUUACUGGCUAA